AUGAGUAUAAGCGCUGCAGAAAACUGUGGGAAGAAUUUGCAGUGCCGAGUGGAUCAUCUACUCAGCGCCGUGGAAAACGAGCUCCAGGGUGGAAUGGAAAAGGGGGAUCCUACUGAGAGGGAGCUCAAAGUCACACUGGAGGACAAGGAACUGUGGAUGAGGUUCAAGGAACUCACCAAUGAAAUGAUUGUCACCAAGAAUGGCAGACGAAUGUUUCCUGUGUUGAAGGUGAGCGUAUCUGGUCUGGAUCCUAAUGCCAUGUACACGUUUUUGCUGGACUUUGUGGCAGCUGACAACCACAGAUGGAAAUAUGUAAAUGGAGAAUGGGUUCCUGGUGGAAAACCCGAGCCUCAGGCUCCCAGCUGUGUUUACAUCCAUCCAGACUCGCCCAACUUUGGAGCUCAUUGGAUGAAAGAUCCUGUGUCAUUUAGUAAAGUCAAACUAACCAACAAAAUGAAUGGGGGAGGCCAGAUAAUGCUAAACUCUUUGCACAAAUAUGAACCGAGGAUUCAUAUAGUAAAAGUUGGUGGAUCUGAAAGAGCAAUCAGCAGCCAUUCCUUUCCUGAGACGCAAUUCAUAGCAGUUACAGCUUACCAGAAUGAAGAGAUAACAGCUCUUAAAAUUAAGCAUAAUCCAUUUGCAAAGGCAUUCCUUGAUGCGAAAGAAAGAAGUGAUCACAAAGACAUAUUGGAUGAUGGAUUGUAUGGUCAACAUUCUGGUUACUCUCAAUUAGGUAACUGGCUGAUUCCUGGGACUGGAUCACUAUGUUCAUCAUCUAAUCCUCAUCCUCAGUUUGUGCCACCCAUAUCGCUUUCCUCUUCUCAUAAUUGUGAUCGAUAUUCACCUCUUCGGAAUCAUCGUCCAGUUCCAUAUCCUAACCCAUACUCUCACAAGAACAAUACUUCAACACCAAUAGCAGAUAAUUCUUCUGGCUGUCUUCCAAUGCUUCAGUCUCUUGAAAACUGGUCUAACCUUCAAUUGCCUGCUCAUGCUUCAAUGCUGCCAAUGAGUCACAAUUCAAAUAGCCCAAACAACUGCAGCCAGUAUCCCUCCCUAUGGUCUGUGAAUAAUAGUAGCAUUGCACCAGCGUCCCAGUCUGGAGGAACGUCAAACAGAUUUGGAUCGCAGUAUCCCAGAAAUUCUACAGCUCCUUACACAUCACUUCCACAUGAUGUUCCCUCACCAUCCACAGGUUCCCCUUUAUAUGAACAUGGACCACCAGCAGAUAUCAGUGACAACCAGUAUGAUGCACAUUCCAGAUUAGCUUCCUCAUGGCCUCAAGUCACACCUCCUUCAAUGUGAAUAGAAAAACAAUGUUCCUUAUAAAUAUGUAUUUGGACUAAAUAUUAACAGUAUUUAAAGAACUGGGCAUCCAGAACUGCUGCUUUGACACAUGAGGUGACCAACUGCAGGGCAGAACAUACCCUUAAUGUCCAAGAUGUAUGUAAGCUACCACAAUUUAACAGUUUAACAAAGGAUAUAGUGUUUUCAAAGUAUGUUAUCAUUAGUGUCGUGUCACAUUAGAUUCAGGUGGCCUUUGUUACAGUUGACCUUAAGGCUGCAGUAUAUACAACAUCCAAUUUACUUGCAGAUUCACAAAAACAAUGUCUUCGAAACCUCAUAAAUGCAUCUUAAUACUAAAUGUGAAUGGUCCUGGAAAUCCUAGCCUCUACAAUUCCUUGCUUUGCUCAGUCUCUUUUUCUCCCUGAAAAUGUGUUGGUCUAUAGAAAAAUCUUGCCAACUAAUUCCUUAUAUUAUGCUUUACAAAUUCCUAAAGGGAAUCAGAUUCUAGCUUCACUCUCACAUUACCUAGGUCAUUGAAAACUAACCUUUUUAAGGGAGAAACAUCUUGAGUACAAUUGAUAAUACUGAGGUAGGUGAUCAAGUGAAUUUUUGUCCUCAAGUCACAUGACCAAAGAGCACCGAUAAUGUCUAGUCAGAAAAGCUUUCAUACACUGACUGAGCUCAGUCAUUACGUUGUUCAGGGCACCUAGUGAGUUCUAGAUUAAAGCUCUAGA
Pelobates fuscus (common spadefoot toad) is the source of this 2018-nucleotide messenger RNA. RefSeq names its product T-box transcription factor T-like. The record is from RefSeq and is a predicted model, not a curated record. Gene Ontology annotation, cellular component: nucleus. Gene Ontology annotation, biological process: heart morphogenesis; regulation of transcription by RNA polymerase II; positive regulation of DNA-templated transcription. NCBI's taxonomy places the organism in Eukaryota, Metazoa, Chordata, Amphibia, Anura, Pelobatidae. Gene Ontology annotation, molecular function: DNA-binding transcription factor activity, RNA polymerase II-specific; RNA polymerase II cis-regulatory region sequence-specific DNA binding. The coding region runs from base 1 to 1302 and encodes 433 amino acids. The transcript is spliced from 8 exons.